Papilio polytes (common Mormon) is the source of this 2111-nucleotide messenger RNA. RefSeq lists its product as uncharacterized. The record is from RefSeq and is a predicted model, not a curated record. The transcript has 4 exons. Lineage: Eukaryota; Metazoa; Arthropoda; Insecta; Lepidoptera; Papilionidae. Bases 297 to 875 code for a protein of 192 amino acids.
GUAUUAAAUACUCGGUUAACUAAAAAAAGGUGUCCGUAGACCGGCGGCUUGCGAUCUCAUAUAUAAAGGUUGUCAAUAGUUGCAACACUCUCAGUACGACUCUAGUCGCUUUGCCGCUUGGAUCGGGCGCGUGUAAAGCGCCGACCACACGGAGAGGGCGAGAGAGGCAACUCGAAACAGCUGAGCGGCAACUCCAGCCAUCCCAGACAUGUGGACCAAGUGAAUGCAGUGUUUCAGUGACAUAAUAUUUGUGCAGCAUAAACAAGAAAACGUGAAUUUUGACAGCGAUUCUAACAAUGGAUACCAAAACUUCGAUGCCUGGUCAGGAGUGGCACAUCCCGCGGCCGUCGUUAUCCACAUGUAGCACGGGCAGUGUGGACGCGAGGUCGCGAGGAGGAUCGGCAUCAAGUCAGGGCUCUUCCAGUAAUCAUAGCACGCAUAGUGCAUCAUCAGGUUCACUAUUGCUAAGCGCUGCUAACUUGGCAAGAAUGAACAAAGGUCCAGUAGAAACCGAAUACACCGUAUACCCAAAACCGAUAGGCUACGGUCGUAAGCCGACUAUGACGAGCACCGUUAUGUCAAUUCCAGAAGAAUCUCGCGAGGUGGCUGACAAGUUCUGGAAUGACGUCAAACGAGGUUCCGUAUCGGGGCACGACGCCGCUUCGGUGGCCAGCUCCACCCAUUUCACUGUGGUGAAUGGGUUCACGAAGCAACGCACCGAAAAAGAACCUAAAACUUGUUGCUGUAAUCACUCCCACCAGAUAACUGUACUGGUCAUAUCCAUGACUAUACUACUCUCAGCUUGCAUACUAGCAGCAAUUUGCUUCGUUGAAAUGAGAAUGCGCAAGGAGACGGGCAUCUAUAAGUAUUCUUAAUUUCUAAGGUAUUCAUUGCGUUGUGGAACACGUUUCCUUUAAUAGCAAAUAAUCAGGACUGGAAAAUUGCUAAUUUAAAUAAAUAAAAUCCAGUAAAGUAUUAGUUCAAAAGAUAAACAAUUGUUGUAUCUAAAACAAAUAAAUCUAUUCAUAUUAUGACGUCUCAGCGAUAAGUAUGUACGUCAUGAAGAAUCUAAAGAGAUUUAAGAACAUAGUACAAGUUUGCCGUUCCCGGUAGAGCCAUGGUUGUUCACGGGGCCUUAGUGGGCAUGCGUUGUUUUCCACGCGUAUUAUUGUGCCCGCUUAGUAAAAUCUCAACAGACAUUAUUUGUAAGAACAAUUAGCCUAUUGUUAAUGACUAAGUGCAAUAAUUAUCCAGUUUAAUUUAGAAUAAUUUAGCGUAUUAAAUAAUUUAUUUAUUUCAGUGCUCAAAAUUGUACAACUUUUAUAAUAAAAAAAUCUUUAUCAAUCCUAUCAUGUAUAGCAACAAUAUACUUAAGAUUGUAAGACUAUAUUCCAGCUAAUAUUCUCAGUAUAUGACAAUUGACAAAAAGAGGUCACAUUGAAGGCUGAUAAGGCCUGUUCAAUUAAAUUGCUUUUCUAAUGUGUGUUUUUGUUGAAUGUGACAUCACCCUAACAAUGUCAAAUAGAGAAACCUUAUAAGUUUUUAACAUAACCCACAAUAUUCUGGAAUAAAAUUCAGUAAAUGUAAGUAAUUAGUAUACAGGGUGCCUAGUAAUAGUAUUUAAUUUCCUUGUUUGACUAUGAGAUAUUAUACUAAGCACUCUGUGGUAUAUGCGAGAUAUAUACGCAUCUGUGAUGUCUAAGGUUUCUAGUAUGGAUAUAAAUUGUAAAUUAAACAUUUGGUUAACACAAUAAUGUGUAAUAUAUUAGUUGUAGGACUUUUUAUUUAUUAUUCAAUAGAUUACAAGUAAUAACAAUUAGAUAAUUGAAGGUCUGGUUGUUCAUUGUUUUUAAUAUAUGUUCCAACCCUUUAUAGUCUUUUGCUGAACUUGGAUUUUGCCCUACACAAUAUGCAAAAGUAAAUCCUUAAUUAUUACCUACAAUAGUGAAAAAGUAUUGUCAAAAUGAUGUUUGUAUCAAUAUACUUUUCUAUAUUAACAGCAGUUAAAUUGUAAAUAUUAGGUAGUCUAAUUUUGGAAGGCCUGUGAUAACCAAGCAUAUUAACCUGUGUAUUGUCUUUCAAAUGCAAUAUUAAUAAAAAACUGUAAAUUU